UCCGCCGAGGCUGACCAUGUCUGCGCGGGUGGCCCUCCUGCUGCUCUGGGGUCUCGCCCUGAGCCGAGUAACCGAGGAGGCCUUAUUCUUGGAUCCGAGGCCGAACCUGUGGGCAGAGGCCCAGUCGCUGCUGGAACCCUGGGCCAAUGUGACGCUGACAUGCCAGAGCCGCCUGCCAACGCUGGCUUUCCAGCUGCUCAGAGACGGGGUGGCCCAGGACCCGGUGCACCUGGCCUCGCCCGCCUUGGAGCACCGGUUCCCGCUGGGAGCAGUGACCAGUGACACCCGAGGCCUUUACCGCUGCCGCUCGGGCUUGAACAGCAGGUGGACCGGCCUGAGCAACCUCGUGGAGGUGACUGGAUUGGAGCCCCUGCCCCCACCCUUGCUCUCAACCAAGCCAGUGCCCUGGAUCACACCGGGCCUGAACACGGAGCUGCUGUGCCAUGGGGGACUUCGCGGUGUGACCUUCCUGCUGAGGCGGGAAGGCGACGACCAGUUUCUGGAGGUGGCGGAGGCCCCGGAGGACACCAAGGCCAUCUUUCCAGUCAAACGGCCUGGCAACUACAGCUGCACGUACCGGACGCACGCGGCUGGCACCCCCUCUGAGCCCAGUGCCACUGUGACCAUAGAGGAGCUGGCCAGGCCGCCGCCACCCACACUGACCAUCAAGACAGACUCCGCAGCGGUCCUGAGCCCUGGCUCGGGCGUGUCUCUCACGUGCGUGGCGACCCUGGAGGGGGUGCACUUCCAGCUGCGGCGGGUCGAGGAGGUGCUGAUGGUCCCCAGAGCCAGCACCAGCCCGGACCGCGUCUUCUUUCAACUGAACAAUCUGACCCUGGAGGACCGCGGGGUCUACACCUGUAGCUACCAGCUGCAGGACAAUGUCACUCCCUGGUCCUUGGACAGUGCGCCUGCCGAGCUGGUGCUGAGCGACGGGACCCUCCCCGCGCCGGAGCUUUCGGCCGAGCCCGCGGCUCUGAGCCCGGCGCCGGGCUCGGUGGUGCAGCUGCGGUGCCGGGCACCCCGCUCGGGCGUGCGCUUCGCCCUGGUGCGCAAGGACGCGAGAGGGCACCGGGUGCACGGCCUCCUGAGCCCCGAGGGGACCGAGGCCCUCUUUGAGCUGCGCGACGUCUCAGGGGCGCACUCGGGCAACUACAGCUGCGUCUACACGGACUUGGCGCCGCCCUUCUCGGGCUCCGCGCCCAGCGCGAGCGUGGAGCUGCGCGUGGACGGCCCCUUGCCCAGGCCGCAGCUUCGGCCCCGGCGGAUCGGGGCGGUGACUCCGGGACGCGAUGCCGUCUUCCACUGCGAGGGCCGGGUGCCUGAUGUCAUCUUCGAGCUGCUGCGGGCCGGCGAAGCGGAGCCUUUGGAGAAGGUCUGGUCCCACCACCCCUCCACAGACCUCGUGCUGACCUACGUGGGGCCCCAACAUGCGGGCAAGUACAGCUGCCGCUACCGCUCCUACCCCUUGCUGUCGGAGCUCAGCGACCCAGUGGAGCUGCAAGUGGCAGGUGAGGGGCCAGGCGGCAGGUGGAGCCCGGUUGGGUAG
This is a messenger RNA of Phacochoerus africanus (Common warthog), 1549 nucleotides long. It is a transcript of the gene A1BG, whose product is annotated as alpha-1-B glycoprotein. NCBI's taxonomy places the organism in Eukaryota, Metazoa, Chordata, Mammalia, Artiodactyla, Suidae. The transcript has 7 exons. The record is from RefSeq and is a predicted model, not a curated record. Gene Ontology annotation, cellular component: plasma membrane. The coding region runs from base 17 to 1549 and encodes 510 amino acids.